This is a messenger RNA of Benincasa hispida (wax gourd), 5026 nucleotides long. Its product is annotated as putative E3 ubiquitin-protein ligase LIN-1. The record is from RefSeq and is a predicted model, not a curated record. Gene Ontology annotation, molecular function: ubiquitin-protein transferase activity; protein binding. NCBI's taxonomy places the organism in Eukaryota, Viridiplantae, Streptophyta, Magnoliopsida, Cucurbitales, Cucurbitaceae. Gene Ontology annotation, biological process: protein ubiquitination.
AUUAUUUUUUUAUUUACUUCUCUUCAUAUGAUGGACCAAUUCCUUAUUAAUUUUUAAUUCUAAUGCUAAAAGCGAUUGUUAUUAAUUAAGAAAUGAUUGCAAGUCUUCAGUUUGAUUAUCUCUCUGAAAACGGCAGCCGGCAGCUAAAUCUACCCCCAUCCAGCUGCCGGCCAUCAAUCAUUCUUCAUCUCUCUAUGUGCAAGAAUAUCUUGCUGACUGAUUCUCACAACAAUGAAGUUGCUUCGAUGAAGAAAAAAAAGUCCUGGAUUGACUUUCAUUUUGAUCGGCAGCAACCGAAGAAAAAGCUAACAGAAGUAAUGAUUUUACAUCUUAGGUUUUAACACAAGUGAAGAGAGAAGUGGGGGGAGAACUGUGUUGAAGGAUGGCUGGCGAAUAUAGGUUCGCAAUGGACCAGAAGGACAUUGCGAGGAUAUUGGUUGCCACCAUUGAUGAUUUCACCCGAGGUCGUUUGAUCAACAAAGAGCAGAGAAACCUUCACAAAGAGCAGUGUGCUGAGAGAUUGGCAGCUGGUGGAAGCAAUGACAAAGAUACAGAUGUUAGGUACUCUGAUCAAGCAGUGCUGGCUAAUUUGGAUUGGGGUAUUGAAGCCCUUGAGGAGGCUCUAAACACAUCCAAUUUGGAGACUAAACUUGCACGACUUGACCAUGCGGAGAAGAUGCUUCAAGUGUGUGCCUUGUUGAACACUAACGAGAAAACUGCCGGGGUUCCCAAUUUCUACCUUUCUGCAUGGGCCCACCUAAAUCUUUCAUAUCUCUGGAAAUUGCGAGGAAAUGUUCACAACUCAGUCCUCCAUAUUCUUGAGAUGUUUAUUGUGGAUCCUUUCUUUUCACGCAAUGAUUUUGCUCCUGAACUCUGGAAAGAACUCUUUCUUUCGCACAUGAGCUCAAUUGUUGGGUGGUAUUUAGAGGAGAGGCACAGACUUGUGAUCGAAUUGAUUCCUGAUUCUUCUGAUUUAUCCUUCACAGCUGAUUUAGAUCAAUUCUCCAAUGAAUCUUUGAUAUUUUCGCUUAGGCCUGAUCAAGCAGAGAAAUUACAGAAGUUGGAGCAGCUUUAUGGAGACUCUUUGGAUGAGAAUACGAGGCUCUUCGCUAAAUACUUCAAGGACUGUAUGAAUUAUGAUUCAAGCUCCACCAAGAAGGUUGCCCAAAUGUUGCCAAUCGCAGAGCCACCUAUGACUCCUCUUCAUGAAGUGAGCCGCUCAAUUCCCGAUUACAUAAAAUUUGGACCUAUUUUACCCAAGAAUGCCGGGUUUUCACCCAUCAUACCAAAAUCUAAAGAUGGUGCAACAGAAUCAAGUAGGCCAAAGGGGACUUCUAGUCCAGCCAACAACACAGAGAAAUUUGCAGGGUGGUAUUCUCAGAAUGAUUCGUUAGAGGAGAAUGAGGAUGAUUCUGAACAGGAACCUUACGAUUCUUAUGAUCUCAGCGAUACUGCGACUUAUAAAUUACUAUCGCCUAGUAGCACAAGGACAUCAGAGGAUGAGCAAAUAGAACUUAAAGGGGAGGUGUCGAAAAUGGAGAAUCGCAAACAUUCUCCCACCAUUUUUUCUCCAAUUACAUCUCCUUCAGUCCCUUCACCGAAAGUUCUCUCUCCAACAACAAAUGAGAAGAAAAGUGAAUCGCGUACAUUGCGACUGCUAUCCAGUCGUUUUGGCGAACAACGUGAUGCUACCUCUGUCCUUGGAUCACCAGCUACAAGAAGCGAUUACAGCUUCAGUUCGGUAGAAUCUGAUGGUGAAAAAGAUCGCCACAGGAGAAAAUAUAAGCAAACGCACAAUGCAAACUAUGACAACGUGAGUUGCCAAGACUUCAAGAAUUGUUCAAUCGAUAAACUUGAGGAGGAAAGCAGAAGCCGGUCGUCUGAGAAUGUGACACAUAUAGUACGACCCCCCAAAGAUUUCGUAUGCCCCAUAACAGGUCAGAUUUUCAGUGAUCCUGUUACUCUCGAAACUGGACAGACUUAUGAAAGAAAAGCAAUUCAGGAAUGGUUGAAAAGAGGAAAUACAACGUGCCCCAUUACGCGGCAGCCAUUAUCUUCAACUGUAAUGCCCAAAACGAAUUAUGUCUUGAAAAGACUGAUAACAUCUUGGCAGGAACAAGAUUCUGAUCUUGCUCAGGAUUAUUUGUGGACUAGUACAUCAGCAAGUACUGUUGGUUCUACCUUUAAAAAGAGGAGUUCUAUGGCAUCUACUCCUUGCCGAUCAUUUCACGGUCCUCUUAACAGCACGUACGAGUUUCUUAUCCAAAAAGGCAAAAGAUUAAUGCAAGAAGCAGUGUCUUUAUCGCCCACUAGUGUAAUAUCUCAAGCCACUGUCGAGAAAAUCAUUAACAGUUUAAAACCUUUUGUCUCUUGUCUUUGUAAUUUCGAGAACUUGAAACAAUGUGAGACUGCUGUGCUCGCUAUAGCAGGGUUCUGGAAGGACUCAAAAGGUGACCUAGCAGUCCAUUCCUACUUAUCCGAAUUGGCUGUUGUGAACGGCUUUAUGGAAAUACUGUUAAAUUCUCGGGAAAGAGAAGUCCUUAGAACCUCGAUUUAUGUUCUUUCUGAGAUUAUUUGUGCAGAUGGAAGUGUUGGAGAGUCCCUUAGUAGUCUAGAUUCAGAUUUUGAUUGCCUAGCAUCUUUGCUGACGAGUGGAUUGUCAGAGGCUUCUGUUCUUAUGUGCCUGCUAAGGCCCACAUUUACUCAGUUGUCAGCUCAUGACCUUAUACCUUCCCUAGCCCAGCUGCUUCAAAAGAAAAAUGAAGAUUUUGAUGAUCUGCCAUUUGUAGUAGAGCCAAAAGAUGCUGCUAUCGCAAUGCUUGAACAGGUUUUUAUGGGAGGGGAUGAAAAUAGCCAAUCUCGAAAUGUGGAGAAUCUUAUCUCUGCUGAAGGAAUCCCUGCAUUAGUUAAGUUUCUGGAUGAGGCAGAAGUGAGGAGGCCAAUACUUUCCAUACUUUUAUGUUGUAUGCGAGGUGACAAAGGUUGCAAGGACUCAAUUGCAGAGAAGAUUGAGCUUGCUCCAAUUCUUGAGCUAUUUCAUGCAGGAAAUGAGGACGAUAGAGGCUUGUGUGUGGCUUUUCUGUCAGAGCUGGUUCAAAUGAAUAGGAGGACACAAUGCAAUCAAAUUUUGCAGAAAAUUAAAGAUGAAGGAGCAUUCAGUACGAUGCAUACACUUGUCACACAUCUUCAAAUGGCUGCAACUGAGCAACACCCGGGCAUUGCUUCUCUUCUUCUCCAGCUGGAUCUACUGGUUGAACCACGAAAAAUGAGCAUUUACCGAGAAGAAUCUAUAGAUGCACUGUUCGAAGCUUUUCAUAGAAAUGACAACUAUAGCUCUCAAAUUGCAGCUGUAGAUGCUUUAUUAUAUUUAUCUGGGCGAUUGACUUCCUCAGGAAAGUGCUAUACAAAAGUGUGGUUGCUCAAACUUGCAGGAUUUGAUCAGCCUUACAAUGCUUUAAUGAAGGACGAGGAACUGAGGAAGCCUGACAACGAAUUAUCAGAGAGAGAGGAGGAAGAGAAGGCAAUCAACGUAUGGGAAAAAAGGGUAGCACUUGUUCUUUGUAACCAUGAAAGGGGGUACAUUUUUAAAGUUAUGAAAGAAUGCUUGAAGAGUAAAUCCUUAGAGAUGGCAAAGUCCUGUCUUGUCAUCGUUUCUUGGCUCUGCCACAUGGUUUCGAUGCUCCCAGAAACUGGGGUACGAGAGACUGCUCGCAGGUUCUUGCUUGAUGAACUUGUAAACGUUCUACAGUCUUCUAAUAGCCUGGAGGAUAAGAUUUUGGCAUGUCUUGCUUUAAAAACUUUCAUCAGCGAUCCAGCUGCACUUGAGGGACUAGGACUUCAUGCAAGAUCCAUCAAUAAAACGUUGAGAAAACUCAGGAAAAACUCAUCGGUCGUCAAUGAUAUAAUGAAAGCCUUGAUGAACUUGCCAUCUGUUGAUGCAACAGAGCUCUGGAGUUACACUGAAGUUGGUGCACUAGAUUCCAGCUCAAAUGGAGAGGUUUUGUCGUUGGUUCAUUUGGAUGGGCGAGUUUUAAGCAGUCACUCGGAUGGAACCAUCAAGGUUUGGGAUGCUGGAAAUAAAAGGUUAAUCCAAGAAGCUCGCAAGCACACAAAAGCAGUAACAUGCCUUUGUGUUUCCUCUUCGGGGGACACAAUAUACAGCGGUUCCUUAGACAAAACAAUUCGGGUAUGGAUCAUCAAAUCUGAAGAAAUACAGUGUGUUCAAGUCCACGAAGUGAAGGAGCCAGUUUAUGACUUAAAAGUUAAUGCCAAUGUCGCAUGCUUUGUUUCUCAAGGAUCUGGCGUUAAGGUGUUCAACUUCUCUGGAAUACCAAAGCAUAUAAAUUUCAACAAAUACGUCAAGUGCCUGGCCUUAACAGAAGAUAAAGUCUAUUGCGGUUGCUCUGGUGACUGCAUAUUGGAGGUGGAUUUGUCCAAAAAUACUACAAGCACAUUCUAUACUGGUGUACGAAAAUUGCUUUGGAAACAAAACAUCUACUCCUUACACCUCCAAGGGGACCUACUGUUCGCUGCUGGUUCAGUAGUGGAUGGAACAGCAGGAAAGAUAUUUUCGCUGUCAAACAAGACACCAGUAGGAUCCUUUUCAACUGUAGUUGACAUGCAUCACAUGGCCGUAAGCACCGACUUCUUGUUUACAGCCUCCAGAUUGGGCAUGUUAAUAGAGAUAUGGUCGAAAGAAAAAUACACAAAAAUUGGUUCAAUUAAAUUAGGUAGUACUGCUAAUGGUAGCCACACAAAGAUUACUUCGCUAAUUUCAGAUGAUGGAGGAUUGCUACUUGCUGGUACCUCCGAUGGAAAGAUACAGGUUUGGUCUCUGGAAUGACCACCGUUAACACCAUUAGGCAAAAAUCGAAUCUCUACCAUAUUUUACGUGUAAAUACGAAUUCAACUCUUAUUAUCCUUCUAUAUUUAUAGAUACAAUUGGUGCGUUGAAUAAAUAUUAUCACAUGUUAAAUACAUUCCAUGUACAAACCCCUUAGGAAUAAAGACCCUAUCAUUAUUAAUU